Messenger RNA from Clonostachys solani, 774 nucleotides. NCBI's taxonomy places the organism in Eukaryota, Fungi, Ascomycota, Sordariomycetes, Hypocreales, Bionectriaceae. The record is from the annotation of a GenBank genome assembly.
AUGUCCACCGUGGACGGGGCUUUUCUGUCCUCAGAGGUUUGGACUCCAAAAAUAUGGCUAUACGAUCGCGCAGACGGAAGUCAGACCCCGGAAAACCAGGCAAGAUUCCCACCCAAGGAGCUCACAAGCUCCAUGGACUUCAAUACCGAUGUCGAUGCAGGAGAUAUUCUCUCUCUCUUUAUAAUGAGCCUAAGCCAGACUGGCGGUCAACAGUACCGGACGAGCUUUUGGUCAGUAUACAAUGACUUGGCGCAGAACAAUCCAGAGGUCCUUCAAGUGCUGGCCAGCGAUUGGAGAUAUGAGAUGAAGAAACAGCAAGGCGUGCAAGUGAUCCAUCGUCCUGUCAUUUGCUGCGUCGACAACAAAGUUCAGAUCAACUUUGCUACCGCCUUUCUUAAAGGCUCUGGUUAUAUUCCGCGGCAGACUGACAGCCCUGGCCUCACAGUGCAACAAGAAGAUGCUAUCAAAACACUUCUUCGGACGUGUCGCAAGCACAGCAUGGGUAUAAGCCAGGCUUCUGGUGACAUGCUUUUCGUAAAUAACCUCUGCAUUCUUCACGCACCGGACAGUUUUGUAAACGAUGGAGCAUCUGGAAAGAUUCGUCGGCUAAUGAGCCUCAUGCUUCGAGACCCCGAGCUGGCCUGGCGAAAGCCAACCGCUACAGCUAUUGAGAUGGGCAAAAAGUUUGCAAAACUAGACGUGCCACAGUUUAUGGGAACAGUGGAGCAUUAUGAAGGCUUCCGCGCCAAGUUUGCAAUGCUUCGUCAUGACUAA